CUGUCCUGCAGGGGCUAAAACCCAGAGGACACUGGUCAGUCCACUUACUCUACUGAUGAGUUUUGUUUUUUCAAGACAAAAAAAAUCUGAUACAGGAAUAAACCAGCACCAUGGAUUGGGGGACACUGCACACGGUCAUUGGGGGUGUGAACAAACACUCCACCAGCAUUGGGAAGGUGUGGGUCACAGUCAUCUUUAUCUUCCGGGUCAUGAUUCUUGUGGUGGCUGCACAGGAAGUGUGGGGUGAUGAGCAAGAGGACUUUGUCUGCAACACUCUGCAACCUGGCUGCAAGAAUGUGUGCUAUGACCACUUUUUCCCAGUGUCCCACAUUCGGCUGUGGGCCCUGCAGCUCAUCUUCGUGUCCACGCCAGCUCUGCUGGUGGCCAUGCAUGUGGCCUACUACAGACAUGAAACCAUCCGCAAGUUCAGGCAUGGAGAGAAGAAGAAUGAAUUCAAAGACUUGGAAGACAUUAAAAGGCAGAAGGUGCGCAUUGAGGGGUCACUGUGGUGGACAUACACCAGCAGCAUCUUCUUCAGAAUUAUCUUUGAAGCUGCCUUCAUGUAUGUGUUUUAUUUCCUCUAUAAUGGGUACCGCCUGCCCUGGGUGCUGAAAUGUGGGAUUGACCCCUGCCCCAAUCUUGUCGACUGCUUUAUUUCCAGGCCAACUGAGAAAACUGUGUUUACCAUUUUUAUGAUUUCUGCAUCUGUGAUUUGCAUUCUGCUCAAUGUGGCUGAGUUAUGUUACCUGCUGCUGAAAGUAUGCUUUAGGAGAUCCAAAAGAACCCAGACUCAAAGAAAUCACCCCAACCAUGCCCUAAAAGAGAGUAAACAAAAUGAAAUGAAUGAGUUGAUCUCAGAUAGUGGUCAAAAUGCCAUCACAGGUUUUCCAAGUUAAGUAUUUCAAGGUGAAAUGUAGCUGAAUCCUGAGAAAACAUUUGUCUUCCCUGGGAGGCAGUGACAACAUGAAAAUUCCUUUUAUAGGCUGAACAGUUUGUCUUUAUAAAUGACUUCCAUAAUAAAUAGAUAAUUUGAGUUCACUCUUUAUAGAAUAUGUGCACCAUUCACAUGCAACAUAGUCAGAUAGAUGGUCCUCUGAAAACAAAACACUGUUGACAACUGAGCCUUUAUAUCACUUAACAAGUUCAUUCUACAAGGACUGUCGGACCUAGUGGGUGUUUCCUAAAAAUUUAUAUAUCUUGUUGUUGAUAAAGAGCACUUAUCUAAAAAUUGAUACUUUUAUUAGUAAGAGAUAUUUUUAUAGGAAUGAAUGUUUUAGUUCUGUCUUUGAAUUUAUGUAUUUUUAUAAUGACCAGCCCUCCUUACUUGGAAAAAUAUGUGAUGUUAGUUUUAGAAAUAUAUCACAAGCCUCCACAUUUUGAACUUGCAAAGGGCCUGUCUUGUAAAUAUUGUUUUGUAUUGUCUAUUGAAAAACUGGUGAACUGUCAUGACACUGUUAUGGUGGAAAGUGUUCAUUAUACAAUACAUUUUUACUGUUUUCUGAAUGUAGAUAGUGCUAUGCAGAAGUGGGAAGCUUUUAUAAACUAGCCUUUUUGCCAAUCAUUGUGAACAACAGAAAUAUGAGUGUGGUCACUUCAAUAAAGCU
Molecule: messenger RNA, 1604 nt
Organism: Fukomys damarensis (Damara mole-rat)
Lineage: Eukaryota; Metazoa; Chordata; Mammalia; Rodentia; Bathyergidae
Gene: Gjb6
Product: gap junction protein beta 6
Exons: 2
Coding region: 111-896 (261 amino acids)
Biological process (GO): cell communication
Cellular component (GO): connexin complex
Source: RefSeq, a predicted model, not a curated record